This is a messenger RNA of Portunus trituberculatus (swimming crab), 2093 nucleotides long. RefSeq lists its product as uncharacterized. NCBI's taxonomy places the organism in Eukaryota, Metazoa, Arthropoda, Malacostraca, Decapoda, Portunidae. The record is from RefSeq and is a predicted model, not a curated record. The transcript has 6 exons. The coding region runs from base 1167 to 1790 and encodes 207 amino acids.
GAGGAUGUAUUUCCCGAAGGCGGAGUCGUGGAGGACACGAGAGACCUUGGCCGGAUUGGCGAAAAGACGCUCCUUCCGUACCUCGGAGCAGGAACGAGGUCUUAACGUACUCGUCCGGGGCUUGGGGAUGAUCUUGGGCAGUGCAGCAGCGUGACCUUUCCGGGAUGUCGUCAGGGGGUGCAUCUGGCUGCCCACGCUUGCCCGGAGAGAUGGAGUCCCGCAUGUCGACGUCCACUUCCAUCGCGGGAACUCGUCGUGGCAAUUUUUCUUUCGCUUAUGUUACCUCGAGAGAGAGAGAGAGAGAGGUUAGCCGUCUCACACCGGGACACAAAGGAAGGCAGAGCAGCUCAAGCAGCGGGCGAACCGGCGAGCUAUUGCCUUGUACAGGAGAGCGGGGAAGAGGUGUGGUCAGCGCGGGGUCACGGGAGAGAGUCCGAAUGAGGUGGUGGUCUGGUGGAUGCUGCUGCCAAGAUGGCCUUAACCUAUGUAAACAUUACCCCCAACCCCUCCAGCUUCAUUCUGCCAAACAGCUCAUAUCUCGCCUCUGCCACUCAUUCUGGGACUCUUCACUCAAGAACGCACUCCAAGUCACCUCUAUGGGCCUUUACCGUAGCGACUCAUCUCCACAGCCUUGGGUCAGGAAACAGUCCCGCACCCUAGAUGUAGCACUCACCCGCCUCCGUCUGGGCCACACAAGACUCACAGCACACCUGCAUCGCCUUGGUCUAUCACCGGACCCCUACUGCCCCUGGUGCAGGACGGUCGAGGAAACCAUCGAACACUUCCUCUUACACUGCCCCCGCCCACCGUGUUGUGCUUCGUGAUCACCUUGCUGCCUUGGGUGUGUCUACCUUUAACCUGCCCACCCUGCUGGCGGCGGCAGGCGUCCACUCCUCACACCAAGCUACGGUUCUCCGCCUCACCUGCGUCCUCCUGAAGAAGUGUGGACAAGUACCCCGCCUGUGAUAACCUCACAGGCCUCCACCAGGGCUCAUAGGAUCUGUGGGAUCGUCGAAGCCCGAAACAACAACAGGUUGGUAUGCCGGAAGGGGUUCCUGUGCGCUUGGCGACCUUCACGCAGCCACUUUGUUUACCCGGGAAGAGCAAGUCUCCAGGAAUUUAAUCACCAUUCACCAUCAUAUUUUGUAUCAGAUUUUCCUCUGAAAAUGGAAAAAAAUCAAUUUAUAAGAGCAAACCCCAUCUCAAUCCCUGAGAGAGACUUAUUAAUACAGCUCAUCAGGGAUGAGAAAACUCUUGAAAACAAAAAAACGGAUGGGAAGACCAUUCUACAGAAAAGGGAGGCCUGGGCUAGAAUUACCAGGACUUUCAACUCACACAACCUUGGUUGUGUACGCUCGGAGCAUCAGCUUAAGAAAGUUUGGGAGCGUUUGAAAGUGAAGGCAAAACAUGAAGAUGCUCUCAUGAAAAGAGAACUUAAACGAACUGGUGAUGGGCCCCCUCCUGCAGCUGUCUCCAACGAGUCAGACCAAGUGCUGGCAAUCCUUGGCUCUGAUAUAGAGGAUAUAGGAAACCCCUAUGACCUAGAUGCCAUGCCAUCUACUGCCAAGUCACACCGACAUGGUCGGCUCAUCCGAAUUACCAAGUUUCUCUUUGGGAUUGGAGACUCCAGCACCAUGGUCUGUGAGGUGGUGGCCUUGGAUACACCACAGGAGGCCAUGGUCACACCACAGGUGGCAAUGGUAGAGGAGACAGUUAUGUUAGAGAAGACACCAGGACCCACCACUUCAAAAAGUCAAAAAGAAAAUUCAAUGACACCGAUUUCUAUUUAGAUGCCACAGAGGCAAGAAAUGUAACAAAAGAAAGGGUUGAAACACAAAAAAGAAUGAUGAGGAAAAAAGAAUAUUUAUUAGAUUUGCAAAUACAGGAUAUGGAGAUAAGGAAGAAGGAGACUGAGAUACGGAAGAAGGAGGCUGAGGUACUCUUACAGAUAGCCUUGAAAAAACUUGAAAAUGAGAAAAAAAAUUGCUAGUACAAUAAAUAAUGUAACACUGCUUUUUUUUUGUUUUGUUUCCUCUCUUGGAGAUUUUUUGUUUUAUCAGGAUGUUAUUUAAUAAUAAAAUGCAAAGAAUCAA